Lactuca virosa is the source of this 2223-nucleotide messenger RNA. The record is from the annotation of a GenBank genome assembly. NCBI's taxonomy places the organism in Eukaryota, Viridiplantae, Streptophyta, Magnoliopsida, Asterales, Asteraceae.
AUGUUGCUACGAAAGUUGAGAUAUGGGAACUUAAAAGCUCUUUAUGCCAUUCAAGGCAUGUUCUCCAUCAGUAAUCUUAACGCCCAGAUUACAAGUUAUUAUUGUCACAGCAUGGUAUUUCAUCAAUCAGCUAACAACGCAUUGGAAGUAGUGCCUGGAAAUAUCUAUCCAUGUCAAUCUUUUUCAACCAUAGUCAGUACAAUCCUGGUCCAAGCUAGAGACCCUGCUAAGCUAAGUGAGGAGUUACAAAAUGCACUCGAUGAACAUAAACUUAAUGAAGCUUGGAACUUACAUGAACAACACAUGAACAUGGAAGGGUUUCCCAGAAAAUCUGUUGUCAACAAGCUUCUCACAACUUCUUCCCAAAGUCUACAACUUCAUCUACCUGUUCAUGCUGCAACUGUUUUAAGAAAGCUAGUAGAAACCCAACAGUUUCCUCCUGUCACUGCUUGGUCUGCUAUAUUAGCACAUAUGUCACUAACUCCUUCUGGUGCUUAUCUGGCAGCUGAAUUGGUUCUUGAGAUUGGUUUUCUGUUUCAAGAUGGAAGAGUGGACCCACGUAAAAAGAUCAAUGAAGAACUCAUUGCUAUGAAGCCCAAUACAACUGCUGUAAACAUUGCUUUAGGGGGUUGUCUUUUGUUUGGGACAAAUAGAAAAGCAGAGCAGCUUUUGGAUAUGAUACCUCGAAUUGGUGUGAAAACUGAUGUCACCAUGUUGAUCAUGAUGGGGCAUGUAUAUGAACAGAAUGGAAGAAAAGAAGAGCUUAAAAAACUUAAGAGAUACAUUGAUGAAGCCCAUGAUUUGAGUAAUGUUCAGUUUAGAGAGUUUUAUAAUUGCUUGCUUUCUUGCCAUUUGAAAUUUGGGGAUUUAGAAUCUGCUUCUCAAAUGGUUCUUGAAAUGCUUAGGAAGGCAAAGAAAGCUCAAGAUUCUCUUGGUGUUGCUACUUUUAGAUUUGAAGCCAUGAAAGUUGACAAUACAAAUACAUCCAUCCAAUGUCCUCAAAUAGAGUCUCAAGAGAGUUUGACUUUGACUCCUGAAAAGACAAUGAUACCCCAGACUUUGGAUUAUGAAUAUUUUUUUGGAGAUAGAAAGUUUCUAAAACUUGAAGAAGAAGCAAAAGAACUACUUAACAUUUCAGUAAUGAAGUUUCAGAACAAAAAACAGUUGAUCACAACCAAACAUGGCAUUCUCCAACCAACAGACACAGUUUUUGUGAAACUAGUCAAAGGUUUCUUGGAAGCUAACAAGGUAAAAGAUUUAGUUCAAUUUCUAAUCAAGGUAGAGAAAGAGGAUUCCCCAGUUUCUCCUGAUUCUUCUCCUUUAAUUCAAGUUGUGAAUUCAUGCAUUUCUCUUGGAUGGUUAGAUCAUGCACAUGACCUGCUCGAUGAAAUGCGCCUGAGUGGUUUCAAAACCGGAUCUUCUGUUUAUUCAUCUCUUUUAAAAGCAUAUUGUAAAGAAAACAAAACACAAGAAGUAAAAUCACUCCUUAGAGAUGCACGUAAAGGUGGGGUCCAGCUAGAUGCUAGUUGCUACAAAGCACUCAUUGAAUCCCAUGUGGUUGAUGAAGACACUCAAGGAGCUUUAAAUCUUUUUAAAGAAAUGAAAGAAGCUAAACUAGACAACACUAGUCAACAUAGUCAACAUAAUCAACAAGAAUUUGAUAUGUUAAUUCAAGGAUGUGGAGGGAGUGGAGAAGCUAAACUAAUGGCAAAGCUUCUACAAGAAAUCAAAGAAGGACAAAAAGUCGAUUGUGGUGUUCAUGAUUGGAACAAUGUGAUUCAUUUCUUUUGUAGGAAGAAGAUGAUGCAAGAUGCUGAAAAGGCUCUGAAAAAGAUGAGGAGUUUAGGGUAUACACCAAAUGCUCAAACUUUUCAUUCUUUAGUGACUGGAUAUGCUGCUGUUGGAGGGAAGUAUACUGAGGUGACUGAACUUUGGGGUGAGAUGAAGGUUCUUGGAUUGUAUCAUGGCAUGAAGUUUGAUCAAGAGCUUUUGGAUUCUGUUCUUUAUACUUUUGUAAGAGGUGGAUUUUUUAUUCGGGCUAAUGAAGUUGUUGAGAUGAUGGAAAAAGGGAAAAUGUUUGUGGAUAAGUAUAAGUAUCGGAUGCUUUUUAUGAAGUAUCAUAAAACUUUCUGUAAAGGGAAGGCUCCUAAAUUUCAGACAGAGUCUCAGAUAAGUAGGAGGGAGGCUGCGUUGACUUUCAAGAAAUGGAUUGGGUUGUUUUGA